This is a messenger RNA of Hyla sarda, 6581 nucleotides long. Its product is annotated as puratrophin-1-like. Bases 103 to 5940 code for a protein of 1945 amino acids. The transcript is spliced from 24 exons. Gene Ontology annotation, molecular function: guanyl-nucleotide exchange factor activity. The record is from RefSeq and is a predicted model, not a curated record. NCBI's taxonomy places the organism in Eukaryota, Metazoa, Chordata, Amphibia, Anura, Hylidae.
UACACAGGAGGGGGCGGGGCCGGCUGAGCGCUGCUCCGGGGCUCUCACUACUCCGGAAUAUGGCAGCGAGGUGAGCGGAGGAGAGCGAGCGGCACCGGAGACAUGGAUUCUCAGUCUCUGGACAGUUGCAUUCAGAAGACCCUCUCCUCCCUCUACCAUCCAUUCGAAUCCACUGCUGCCACUGUGCUGUGCCAAGUCCUGGAUGUUGUGGAGAAGACAUACCGUGGAGAUGGCCUCAGUUAUCUCAUUGAUUUUCUGAUCCCAGCAAAACGAAUCUUGCAGGGUUUGCAACAGGAGGCUUGUUUACAGUACUGUGGACUACUGUUCCGACAUGCUGGGUGGCCCCUUUGUAUCCAUGACAAGAUUGUUCUACAGCUGGCAUCCAUUGACUGGAGACUUCUCCAGCCUGGAGACUUCUACCUCCAAGUUGUGCCUUAUUUAAGAAAGACUCCGAGAAUUGUGCUAAAAUGUCUUGCACAUGAUCAGCAUAAUGUUGAGGAGGUGGUGCUUCCAGAGGUGUCCUACACUUCUAUCUUCACCUUGGAAUGGUUAGAAUUCAUAAACUCUGAGCGAAUUGGGGCCUCUUUGGAGAAAUGUCUCCUGACCUGUGAUGACCAACUUCAUAGGGUGCCGUGGGAUAUGAUAGUUCAUCCUGAGUUUGUGAAGGCAAAACAGUCUACUGAGGAGUUGGAAGAAAUCUCCAAGAGCUUUCCCCAUGAAACUAAGGAGGGUCCGACCCACCUUCCCAUUGAGGAAUUGAUGGUUCAAGAUGAAGAAGCUGUUUUGGAACAUCCAUCCAUCAGCCAUGGCCAUACAGACUUUAAUAUUUUGGAAAUCAAAUCAGAUAGCUCCAGUGAGAUUGAAGGAGAAUAUGUGGAGCUCUGUGAUAUUACAUUGCCACGUUUUGGCCCACAGAAGGGCUCCUUAACUCAGUCUAUUGCCUUAAACUAUAAAAGCCAGCACAAAUCGCACCAAAGAGAUAAAAACAACCAGAUUAUUAAUAAUCCAAACAGCAGCAAGUGCACUGGAAGUUUCAUUCACAGCCACUUGCAACCACCUGUCACAGAGACUAUUAUGGGAGCGAGUGUGACUCAUUACAAUACAGAUCAUGCACUUAAACCAGAGACAAUACAUCUGGUGGACAUUGAAUUUGGGUCAGGGGAGUCCUCGAUACCUGACUGUACACAAAUCUCCAUUGACAAUGGAACUAAGAGUUUCCAGCAAGCCUUCAGUCUUGAAAAUGAGGCCUUGUCAGAGAUACAACACAAUGUUAUCAUUGAGACUGAUAACCACAGACAAAGGUGCGAGCAGCCAAGUUCAGUGCCAGAUAAUAAUAGCACAUCACUAUCGUUCCAGGAGGAAAGAAGAAGCCACUUUGGAGAGGUCACAGAGGAUGCCCAGGGGGUGACAAAUGCUUCACAGGAACCUCUGUCAGAGGAUUCAAGGACACAUGGCAGUCCAGAAAUAGAAGAUGGUGAAUGUUCUAACCAAGAACUUUACAAAAUUUGUGCAUCCCAUCCCAACGAGAAAAAUGACCAAAUGGUGCCUCAACUACAAGACAAUGAUGAGUCUCCCCAAGAAAACAUAGACAUUAUGGACAGUUCAGAAAACAUGGACACUGUGCAGGGUGCACAGAACAUUGACAAUGUGCAGAGUGCAGAAAACACAGACAAUGUAAGUGGUCUUAUUGAAGAAAUCAUAGACAUGGACAGAGAGGAGAAAUUAGAAACAAAUGACUGUAUAGAGGGUACCGAAUACCCGGACAACGUGGAGGGUGCAGAAAUCAUGGACAUUGUACAUAAUGUCAGUAGAAAAAUCAUAGAACCACAUCAUGUGUUGCCAGUAUCUGAUGAAGGGUCGCAGUCUGGAGAGUUUAUUGACCAAAAUGUACAAGCUGUGUCUAAUGCUUAUGAUGAGCAGCUUCAUCCAGUAGACAUUGUAUCGAUAAAUGGGGAUGCAGAUGACCUGCCUGUACAAACAAUGGAACAAGCCAAACUAGAAUUGCCUUAUGUAGGACAUGAAAUUCCACCAAGAAGUCCACAAUAUACCAAGCGUGCCCAAUCUCCACUAACACAACUACCUCUAGAGACCCUGCAUGAAGAUACAGAGGAGGAACAGGGUGUUACAAGUGAAGAGCCUGCAGGAAGGGAUGUUUCUCCCCUGGAUAUAAGUAAGAGAGGACACUACAAUGACGAGGAGAAGACGCCAGAAAUUCACCCAAAGAGAAACCCAUCACCCUUAUGGCCACACAGCCUCAGUUCCCCAAGUGUUUGUAGAAGAAAUGAGAGUCAGGCCUGUCCCUGUCGGGUGAAGGAUGUUAAUUUAGAAGUACUGAUGAGCGGCGUGGUCUAUCUGCCUGGAACACGAGACAGAAGCGGACGGGCUCUGGUGAUAAUCAACACCCGUAACACAUGCUGGUUAAACCCACACUGCAACAGCUCUGAACUGGGGCGUCUCCUAUUGUACUUCUACAGCACUGUACGGAGAGAUUGCAGAGCUCUGGGUCUGACAAUGUUGGUGGACGCUCGACGGUGCUCUCCAGUACCAGCCUUAUUUAAAGCCAUUCAUAUGGUCCAGGCUGCUAUUCCUCAUUGUAUCCAUGGAGUAUUACUUUUGGCAGAGAAAGAUCUUGUCUUGUCUUCGGAGAGACCACAUGGAGUGCAGUUUGAUGUUCUCACGUCUGCAAAGUCCUUGCACAAGCAUAUAGAUGUCUCACAGCUCCCACCCACAUUUAAUGGAACAUUCCCGUACUGUCACCAGGACUGGCUGACAUUCCGCACAAAGUUGGAGAACUUGCAAGACAGCUGCCGCGAUGCCUGCAUCUUUUUACAUAAUGCCAUCCAGAACAUGCAUGUCAGCUCUCUGCCCAAUAAAGCUGAGGAGGCCAGUCUGCAGCUGACACGUUUGGGCCAGUUGAUGAAGGCCGUUUUGGAAGAUACAAGACUAGUGACACUGCAGACAGAAGGGGGCGCUGUGCUGGCCAGACUGAGGAAGGAGGAGUCAUGUGUAUCUCUCACAGAUGAUUACAGGGAGGCGGUGGACUUUGCGGCAGAGCUGUAUAACAGGGUAGAUGAAGGCGUACACAGUCUUGUGAAAAUGUCUAACCAGCACAUACAAGAGAUGGAAUUGGUCAUUGACUUUGAAGCAUUUGAAGAGCGGUUUCAGGAGGUCAACGGGUGGAUAGAGAGUGUUGGUGAGCGUUUACUUGAGGAGUGCAGUGUCCUUGAAGAUUCUCUGGAGGUUCUUCUUCAGACCCAGAGACACUACAGUGAAUUUGAUGGUGUGGCAUGUGAGUACUGCAGACGUGGUCAGGAGCUGCUCCAGACAAUGGACCGUUGGCAGAACUUCACCUCUCCUGACGUUCAGAAGUACAUGGUUAGGUUGCAGAAGUAUAAGGAGAAGAUUGGUGAGUUCUCUAGGAGACUUAAUGAGUGCAGAAGCAGGCUGGAGAAGACCGUCAGACUCUAUCAGUUCUUUGACAAGGCUUAUGAAUGGGCACUGGAUGGAAUGAGACAUCUUGCUGCUAUCAGUUUGGAUGACUGUAACUCCCCUGAGCUCUGCCUUGGUGCCCUUGGGAGUCUUGAGAAGUACCAAGUGCAGCAUCCAGUGAUUGAAGAGAAGAAGUUUGAAGAGAUGAGGGAGCUUGCCUAUGAGCUGAAGAGUGAGAAGGGGGUAAAACAAUGGAAGUUUGCCUUGUCAAAGUGUCACGAGGUGAGGCAAGUUUUUGAGAAGAAACUUGAAGCCGCACUAAGGUCAAAAAGCAUGGUGUCAGGAGAACAGAAUUCUCUGAGGGGAAGACUUUCAGAGGUUGGAGAUCAGAAUGUACAUUCAGAAAAGAACAUGAAUGUGUCGUAUAUUCAAAAUAAGCCGCUUAAGUCCCCUGUCUGUGGCAGGGAGAGAAGACUUGGGAGAGUUCUAUGUCACCGACCUGAUGUAGAUCCAACACCCUUCAGAGUUAGUCCACCUGGUUCCAGUGCAAGUUCUGUUGCAUCAUCAUCAGGGUACAGAGUGCGUAAACUGUCCCUUCAGAGUUCUCCCGGGGAGGACCUUCAACUCGAAAUGAUUCACCAGGUACCUUCUGGGUGCUCAACCCCUACACCAUCCCGCCCAAUGGGAAGAAGAUUGCUAAGAAAGGCUCAGAGUUUUGACCUUCCUGGUACUGAUGUAAUCAGCCAUGGUUGUCAGCGGAGACUCAGUGAGCCUGCCAGAAGAGGAAACACUGGUGUUUUCAUUAAAGGACUGGAAGUGAGCAGCACAGAGCUAGCAGAGCAUCCAUGCAGCCCCAGACUACCACUGUCUAUGGACUGGUCAGCAGAACGAAUGCUGAGCGAUAGGAGAAGUAGUGUCUCCUCAGCAGAAGGAAGAUGCCGUAGCAGUAAACUUCGACAUAUCAUCGAUGAAAUGGUCACUACAGAGAGAGAAUAUGUCCGAUCCCUGUGGUACAUCAGUGAGAACUACUUUCCUGAAAUGGAUCGUAUAGACCUCCCACAGGACCUUCGGGGAAAGAGAGGCAUCAUAUUUGGAAACCUGGAAAAACUAAGGGAUUUUCACAGCCAGUAUUUUCUGAAGGAGCUGGAGAGCUGCUGCAACCAUCCUCUAAGAGUCAGCCACUGCUUUCUCAGACAUAAAGACCAGUUUGGGAUGUAUGCUCUGUAUAGCAAGAAUAAGCCAAGAUCAGACUUACUACUUGCUAGUCAUGGGAACAUAUUUUUUAAGAACAAGCAACGACAGCUGGGAGACAAGAUGGACCUGGCAUCGUACCUACUGAAACCUAUUCAGAGAAUGAGCAAGUAUGCGCUUCUCCUUAAAGACCUGAUUAAAGAGUGUGGGGAGGCACAGGAGCAGGAGUUGGCUUACCUGCGAGCAGCUGAGGAAAUGGUGAGGUUCCAGCUGCGUCAUGGCAACGAUCUUCUGGCAAUGGAUGCCAUACGGGACUGUGAUGUGAAUUUAAAGGAGCAAGGACAGCUGGUGAGACAAGACGAGUUCACGGUGUGGCUGGGCCGAAAGAAGUGUCAAAGACAUGUCUUCCUGUUUGAGGAUCUCAUCUUAUUUAGCAAACCCAAGAGGAUCGAGGGAGGGUUAGAUGUCUACAUUUACAAGCGGUCAUUUAAAACAGCAGACAUUGGUUUGACUGAAAACUCUGGAGAUAGCGGUUUGCGCUUUGAAAUUUGGUUCAGGAGACGGAAAUCCAAUGACACGCACAUUCUUCAAGCGAGUAACGCUGAAAUCAAACAGGCAUGGACAUCCGACAUUGCCAAAAUCCUGUGGCAGCAAGCAAACAGGAAUAAAGAGAUCCGCAUGCAGGAAAUGGUUUCUAUGGGUGUGGGUAACAAGCCAUUUUUGGACAUCAAGCCAAGUGAUGCAGCAAUAAAUAACCGUGCUAUAGAUUAUAUCAUGAAAGGGAGAGGAGCAAGGACCAGGGCCUCAAUUGCAGUGUCCUUAUUUGACCAUUCUGAUCCUUACAAGAGAACUCAGGCUCCAAUAACAUGCAGCUCUGUACCUUCAGCCUGUGGCCCUUCUUCUGCUUCAUUGCUGGGACCUCUUAACUUACACAUGUAUGUCAACCAGACACUUCUGCCUGGAGUACUGUCCUCUAACAGAUCCUUUGAGACCAGCAGUUGCUUAGAGGAAGAUGAACUGGAGAAUGAGACAAGCUACAGCCAGCCAUCUAUGACCACAGAGAGCUCAGAGUCCUCUCACUGUAUGUCUGGUGGUGGAUCCAGUGGCUCAGACAGUGGAUGUGUCUCCAAUAUUCCCCAGGACAAUAUGUCUGAAGAUGCUGGAUCUCCAUGUGAUGCCUCAGCACAGUACACCUUUCCAGAAAGGAGGAACAGCUCCAGUAUCACCUCACCAGUUGCAGAAAAAUCUAGAUUCAUCAAUCGCCAAUACAUCUCUGCAAAUGCAAGCCACAUUUCCCUAAGUCCUUCCACCAUUGUCUGAAAUUCCUCCUAACAUUCAGUAUGAACAGGUCUUCAGUGGUUGGACACUGGACAUGACAGAGCCGCAACCUCACGGAUAUCCGCUCUUCUUACAGACAAGAUAGUGACCUGCUAAUGUGUAAUAUUUCUUGAUCCCUGUAUAUAGUUUAUUAUCAGCUGUCAGUUUGUUGCUUCAUCUCAGUGACAGAUUUACCUGUUAAGCUGCACAAUUUGUACAAUUUAUUAAAAAGAAAAUAGAUUCUGUAUUUAAUAAGAAAACUCUUUAUGUAAUUGUUUUCAAGAUGUUGAACUGGAAUCUGAUGUGCGUCGUAUUUUGUUAUAGUUUUUCCGAAACUGGAAAUAAUUUAUUUACUGGAGGUAAAGCUCGAAUCUGAAUAAAACAGGUUUGUUCCACAUGUCUCUUUCUGUUUCUUUAAAAAGGUGUUGAUUUUAACAGUGUGAUAGUCAUCCACACUACACAGAUCUCAGGAUAGAAAAGGAGUUUUGUAUUGAAGCUAGUACUUUUAAUUUUAUUUCAUUCAACCAAAAUCCUGAGCAGAUUAACAUUAACUGCUAAAUCAUCCCCCUAUGAAACUUGAAAAGAAUUAAAGGGGUUGUCAGGUGGGAAUAAACUUUUAUCUAUGGGCAGAGGCUUGCUAUUAA